AUGCUACAGGACGAUAUUCCUUUCGACAGUCUGCGCUCGCCCGCACCGAACAACUACAUGCAACCUCCACCCCGUCUUCAGCCCUACCACCUGCGGGGGUUCGAUCCCAACUUGCCAUUACUUGUCAGAUCCAAGGAGGACCCAUUUCCGCGCGCGAGAACAACCAACAGCGGCGUACCGGGUGGCGUCGACGAAAUGCUGUCAGUCUUCGAUGCGUGUCUGCAGGUAGACAAGCUGGACAGGGCCGCUCUCGUCCUUGAGCGCUUUGGCGAUAUGGGAGCACUACCGGACUCUGACCUGAUCGCACUCCAUAACCAAUACCUGCGCCGCGCUAUCGACCGAGCCUUUGCGCAACCUCAAUCUGAAUGGGCGCAAUCAUUGCACACAUGGUACGAGGUGCAGAUUCGAGGCAAAAACAUCCCUCAGACUCCCGAGACUAUUGCCUGCAUGCUCAAGGUGUCCCUGUUAUCAACCCAAGGUCCGAGGCUCGAACGACUCGUCGAACGUUAUAUGGACAUGAUGCCAGACGAAUCGAUAUACCAGCUGGCCGAAGAAGGUAUAUUAAACCAGCAGGAUUUCGGUAUUAUCACGAGCAUAUAUCAGCCCGCCUCCGAUCUUACUUUCGACGACUGGGAAGGCUUGCCGGAAGCGACAGAGCCUGAAACUCACUGUGAGGGGUUACCAACCGAUCUAUCUACCCAGUCAGAGCUCCAACGCAAUCUCGAAGUUCUGUCGGUGCCGCAGAAGGGAUUGGGUCUGAAAACUCUACGCGGCGUCUUGUCUUUCUUCGACAAGAUUAAGGGCCAGGAUCUAUCUAAGCUUUCAGUGGACCAACGUCGGGAAAUCCAAGGACAAUUGGAAAGAGAUUGCGUGGACGCCGCGAUAAAUCGAUGGAGAGAAGAACAUCAGGCGUUGAUGAAGAUGGGCCGAAACACGUCUUUGUCCACCAAUGCCUUGAACUCUCAACUCUACGACUGGCAGUGCUCUCUCGAGAAGAAGCUAGAAAACGAGUUCGCGUCAUUCGGCGCGUCCGAGGAACGAGAUCGGAAGUCACAAGAGGAUAUGGAUCGUUGCAUGUAUGCACCAUUCAUGAAGCAGUCAACACCGACAAGACUGGCUGCAGUCACUAUCAUGAGCGUCCUUAACUCCUUAGCAUCGAAUGGUGCAGAUAAGGGUGUUCAGCUAUCUGUUCUUCUCAACCAACUAUCCAAGUCCAUCGAGGAGGACGUCAAGUUUCAGCAACGGCACAAAGAUUGGGCGGCACGUAAAGCAAAGUUCGGUAAACCAAGUCGCAAUGGUGCCACAAGACAAUCUCAGGGGGCCGCCAAGUCGCCCACAGCUGACCAGCCCAACACUACUCAACCUGACACUAACAUCGUGGAUGUUCCGGUGUACGACACGAGGAAUUGGCCCGUUCUGAUCAGAACAAAGAUAGGAGCCGCUCUCUUGUCGGCCCUGCUGGAUAGUGCAAAGGUCAAAGUAGUUCGAGAGCAUCCCGAGACUAAAGAACUCGUCAGCCAGACCCAACCGGCUCUGGCUCAUACCACGGUGAAUCGCAAGGGCAAGAAGAUCGGAGUCGUCAUACCGAACAAAUUUCUGGUCGACUUGAUGAAGCGAGAGCCCCGCGGUGAUUUCCUCGCAAGACACUUGCCCAUGCUGGUCGAACCCGAACCGUGGACCAAGUUUGAUAAGGGAGGCUUUCUGGAAUAUCCUUCACAGCUUGUCCGAGUCAAACACGGCGAAAAGGACCAGCGAGUGUAUGCUGAAGCUGCCGUUCAGAGGGGCGACAUGGAGCAAGUGAGUAAAGGACUUGAUGUCCUCGGACGGACAGCCUGGCAGGUCAACAAGCCUGUCUUCGACGUGAUGUUGGAGGCUUGGAACAGUGGGGAGAAGCUCGCCAACAUACCUCCGCUUGAUCCUCAGAUUCCGAUUCCCAUAGAACCAGAGGCAUCUGAAGAUCCGUUGCAUCGACGACAGUGGUUGAAGCGAGUCAGGAUGGUGGAAAACGAAAAGUCAGGCUUACAUUCCGAACGAUGCUUCAUGAACUUCCAGCUCGAGAUCGCCAACGCUUUCCAAGACCAAACAUUCUACUUCCCUCAUAACAUGGACUUUCGGGGGCGGGCCUACCCGCUCCCGACAUAUCUUAAUCACAUGGGUGCAGACCAUGUCCGUGGCCUGCUUCGGUUUGCGACGGGCAAGGAACUUGGAGAAAGCGGGCUGCGAUGGUUGAAAGUCCAUUUAGCAAACGUUUUCGGGUACGACAAGGCCAGCCUUCGGGAACGAGAAGCAUUCGCGACAGACCAUUUGGAGGACAUAAUCGAUUCUGCGACAAAUCCUUUGACGGGUAAUCGCUGGUGGCUCAAGGCCGAGGAUGCAUGGCAGUGUCUGGCAGCAUGUUACGAAUUGAAGGCGGCAUUGGGGUCCCCCGAACCGACCAAAUAUGUGUCGCACCUCCCAGUCCAUCAAGACGGAACGUGCAAUGGGCUGCAACAUUACGCGGCACUGGGAGGAGAUCUCUGGGGCGCUCAGCAAGUGAAUCUGGAGCCUGGAGACCGCCCUGCGGACGUGUACAGUGCCGUGGCGGAUCUUGUCAAAGAGAGCAUUGCACAAGACCUGAAGGACGACAGUUUCCUUGCGAAAGCCGUCGACGGCAAGAUCACUCGCAAAGUGGUGAAGCAGACGGUGAUGACCAACGUCUACGGUGUUACAUUCGUCGGGGCAAGGAACCAAGUACUGAAGCAAAUCGACGCUGCUUACCCCCAUAUCCAGGAAGAGACGGGUAUUCCUGCUAUGCUCCUCGCCUCCUACGUCGCUACGAAGAUUUUCAAAGCUCUAUCUUCCAUGUUCCGUGGGGCCCAUGACAUCCAAUACUGGCUUGGGGAGUGUGCGGGGAGGGUGUGUCGCGCUCUUACACCAGAACAACUGGACCGCCUCGCAGCAGCACCGGAUGUAGAUGCCGCUCCAAAGAAGAAGACAAGGUCCACCAAAGCUGCUCCGAAGAAGUCAAGGGCGACAUUCAAUGAGCUCAUCAGCCAGUGCAGGUCGACCAUUGUCUGGACCACACCCCUGCGUAUGCCGGUUGUGCAGCCCUACCGAAAGAGUGGAACUCGGGUCAUCCCUACCUGUCUUCAGGACCUGACUCUUCAGAUUCCAGAACGGUCCGACCCAGUCAAUCGACGGAAGCAGCUGCAGGCCUUCCCGCCAAACUUCAUCCACUCUCUGGAUGCGAGCCACAUGCUUCUGUCUGCGUUGGAAUGUGACGAGCUAGGGCUCUCGUUCGCCGCCGUGCAUGACUCCUUCUGGACACAUGCCGCGGAUACCGACGUAAUGAACCGUGUCCUGCGUGACGCCUUCAUCCGGAUACACGGCGAGGACGUCAUUGGUCGUCUGGCUUCCGAAUUCAAAGCCAGGUACAAGGGCUCACUAUACCUUGCUACACUGAAUCAAGACUCGGAUGUUGAAAAGAGGAUAACUCAGCUUCGCAGCCAAGGGCGACUCUCGCUGAAAGACGAACUGUUUCAAGAACGCGAGAGGCAACGACUGCUGGCGUCUUCAGAUCCCGAGGAAGUACAAAAGGGUCGCGACAUGGUGACCCCUGCUACAAUUUACGAGGAGUUUGCUGCCUCCCAACCCUCGACUGCGAGUGCCGAGAUGGAACAAGUCGGGCUGGGCAACAUCCCUGAUGGGACAGUGGCUGGACAACUAGGAGUGGUUGAGGAGGAGGAAGACGCGGACGAUGCGGAGAACUCUUUGUCUGCCGCGGGUGUUGAUGCCCCAGAAACGGACUUGGAGUCUGACGAUGAGACUGAGACGGAGAGAGCGAUAAACCUGAUGAACAUGAGCGACUUUGAAGCUACCCUCUCAGGGGAGAGAACGAAGAAACCUGCAGUGCGAAGAACAGCGGUUAACAUCUGGCUCCCACUUACCUUUCCAGAAAUUCCAAAAAAGGGAGACUUCGACGUGAAUCGACUGAAGAGCAGCCAGUACUUCUUCUCGUGA
This is a messenger RNA of Anthostomella pinea, 3999 nucleotides long. The record is from the annotation of a GenBank genome assembly. Lineage: Eukaryota; Fungi; Ascomycota; Sordariomycetes; Xylariales; Xylariaceae.